This is a messenger RNA of Trichomycterus rosablanca, 1813 nucleotides long. RefSeq names its product nuclear receptor subfamily 2, group E, member 3 (gene nr2e3). The record is from RefSeq and is a predicted model, not a curated record. Bases 59 to 1282 code for a protein of 407 amino acids. Lineage: Eukaryota; Metazoa; Chordata; Actinopteri; Siluriformes; Trichomycteridae. Gene Ontology annotation, molecular function: zinc ion binding; nuclear receptor activity; RNA polymerase II cis-regulatory region sequence-specific DNA binding. The transcript is spliced from 9 exons. Gene Ontology annotation, biological process: cell differentiation; negative regulation of transcription by RNA polymerase II; positive regulation of transcription by RNA polymerase II.
ACUUGGCGAGCAAGUUUGUUGUGAGACCGGAGUUUUUUGCUAUCACUGAUUUAACGUAAUGGAGGAUUCCAUGUUAAAGAUCUCCAUGGUGCCAUCCAUGUCCCCCACAGACUCCUCCAGAAGCAACUCUACAGAGGAGAGUCUGGGAGGUAAAAGUCCAGCUCCUGGUAAAUGCCUGAGUCAAGGCCUGCUGUGUAAGGUGUGUGCAGACACCAGCAGUGGCAAACACUAUGGCAUCUAUGCCUGCAAUGGCUGCAGUGGCUUCUUCAAGCGGAGCGUGAGACGCAGAUUAAUCUACAGAUGCCAAGCUGGUACAGGCAUGUGUCCGGUAGAUAAAGCCCAUCGGAACCAGUGCCAGGCAUGUCGCCUGAAGAAAUGUCUUCAAGCUGGCAUGAACAAAGAUGCUGUUCAGAAUGAGCGACAGCCACGAAGCACAGCUCAGGUCAGGCUGGACUGUCUGGACAAUGACUCGGAGAGGGAGCAUCUGGCCACCACAAGAGAACCCACAUCUUUCUCCUCCACAGGCCUGACUCAGCGUAGCAUCAGCCCCAAGAACAGCCAUCGCUUUAUGGCCAGCCUGAUGACUGCAGAGACCUGUGCCAAGCUGGAGCCUGAGGAUGUGGAUGAGAAUAUUGACGUGACAAGUAAUGAGCCUGAGACGAGUUCUCCAGAGAGCAACACAACUCUCUAUCAUUAUUCCGGCCCUGAGAGCAUAUAUGAGACCUCCGCCCGCCUGCUCUUCAUGUCUGUCAAAUGGGCAAAGAACCUGCCAGUGUUUUCCCACCUGCCCUUUAGGGACCAGGUUAUACUGCUAGAGGAGGCAUGGAGCGAGCUGUUUCUUCUCUGUGCUAUCCAGUGGUCUUUGCCACUUGAAAGCUGCCCCCUGCUGUCUCUGCCUGACUUGUCUCCUUCAUCCCAGGGUAAGAGCAGCGCCUCUGCCUCUGAUCUGCGGCUCCUCCAAGAGCUGUUUACUCGCUUCAAAGCUCUACAGGUGGAUCCCACAGAGUUUGCUUGCCUCAAAGCAAUCGUUAUGUUUAAGCCUGAUGCAAAUGGCCUUAAAGAUCCAGAGCAGGUUGAGAAUCUGCAAGACCAGUCUCAAGUAAUGCUUGCUCAGCAUAUACACACACUCUACAACAGCCAGGCAGCAAGGUUUGGGAGGCUGUUGCUGCUUCUUCCAUCUCUACACUUUGUGAGCUCAGAGAGGAUUGAACUGCUGUUUUUCCAUAAAACCAUUGGAAACACGCCCAUGGAGAAACUACUGUGUGACAUGUUCAAGAACUGAAAGCACUGUUGGUCUGAGUAAAGGACUCACUUUAGCAUCAAAUCACUCAGCUUGUACAUACUUUUCCUUGUAGUGCUGAGAUGUUGGCAAUGCAAUUGCAUACUGAAUGAGAAAUGUAUUUAUUUUUAUUUAUUCAUGUGCCCUGCUGGAAAAACAGUUUAUGCACAUGAUUAACAUACUUGAUGUACCAGCUAGACCAACAUAGCAUAGUCAUACCGGUAGCCCAAGCAAACCAGUACCAGUAGAGAAUAAAUUAGCCUAAAACAGCUUGAGCUUACAAGGAAUACUUCAAGUUUUUCAGCAGGAAUACGUCUUUAUUAUUAUAUUAGAGUUUGUAUUUUUACCACAUAUUGUGCACCAUUGUUGUAUGAAUAAGGUAGAGCACAUAAUAUACUAUAACUGAUUCAUGUAAAUUGCACAUUUGCCUUGAAAGCUUUUCUUAACCCCUGUAUUCUGUUGACAUUUCCUUUAUUGCCUUGUUGUUUGGAGUCCCAGAUACCCCAGUGUUGUGUGGGUAAAAUAAAAUUACUU